AUGAACCGCGACUGCCGCGCCGUCUUGAACUACCGCGCGUCCGAGCCCGUGAUGGCCGAGAGCGAGGCCUCGAGUCCGUCGGCUGCCCCGCUCUCUCGGUCCUACGUCCAGCAACUGUUCAAGCCCGUGGGCCCCGCCGCUCCAAUUGCGGCGUCGAGACACGAAUCCCCUCAGCUGCGGUCGUCCAUGCGCCGAAAACUGAAGCUCCCGGGCCGGUCGAAGCACAAACAGGUGGCCAAGUUGCCACGGAUGGACGAAGUGAUUCCGCGCGUGGAGGUCACGGACGAACAGCAGACGGCGAUGCGGGAACAAGCUGAAGAACUCAUUCAAGCGUGUUUGCACAAGUCCCGCGCGGCCUGGAGCGGCAGGAAGCAGAUUUUUGACGACCCACGGCAGUGGAAACUCCACAGUGCCAAGCCGUGUCUUGCCGUGUACAGACGCAAGGACCCGCAUCGGGGGGUGGCUACGACGCACCAGUUUAUCGCUACUGGCCGCAUCCCGAACCUCACUUUGCAGGACGUGGAGUAUGGCAAGUAUAGCGACACGACGCUCGAUGAACGCUCGGUGAGCGCGUAUUUGUUCCGUGACUACUUUCUCGAUGCUGCAGUGCUGCAGGUGCUGGAGACGCAGACAGAAGACGACCCGUUCCGCUUUUUUGGAAUAAAGUGGAAGGCUUUUGCGUCCCCUAGUGGACCGGCGAGGUUCUUCUCGCCUCGAGACCACGCGUACUACGAGUACGCCAAGACUGUCAUGACGGAAGAGGGACAGAAAGUGCUGGUGAAAGUGAUGCAGUCCGUGGGAGACGACAUCUUGCCGCCGCUGCUUCAGAUCGUUGGCCACGACGGACCGAGCGACGGCGUCGACCCGUCCAAGUUGCGCUUUGUUCGUGGCCACCUGUCGAUGAUCUCGAUGUACACUUUUGACGAGACGACGAACGCUGUCAAAGUGUUUGCUGAAGGAUCGUUGGAUCCAGGUGGUCGAGCUAGCUCGUGGCUGGGCAGUGCGUUCCUUUCGCAACUAGCGCCUACAGUCGCGCGGAUUGAGUACUGCGCGGACAUCAAGUACAUCAUGAAGCACGGCAUGAUCUUUCCGCACCCACCUGCAGCGCUUAGCCGCUCGCAGUCGGCACAGAGCGCUGUCAAAAGUCAGAGCACCAUGAGUGGCUCCGAGGUUACAGCACAUGGUCCCUCAGCAAUGCCGCUUUCGUCAUCGCAGCACGGAUUCCUUAUGACUGGAAUGGCGUUGACGCGUGAUUCGAGUCGAAUGUCAAUUUGUCCUCAACCAAGUUGGGUGCCAGAUCACCAGCGCAAAGUGUGCUUCGUGUGCUUCAAAAGCUUUGGCAUCGUCCGGCGUCAUCGGCAUCACUGCCGUAUGUGCGGUGAGGUCAUGUGCUCUCGCUGCAUGAUCACUCUGCCGCUUGUUGCGCCACCUGUUUCAGCUCCGCACGUGGUGGACGAUGAUGAAGUUGGAGAUGCCACCCAUCCUCGUCAUUCCCAGCGAAAUGGAAACCAGCCCGAAACGUGUGCUUCGAGCGUGUUGCUGAAACAGCCCGCCAAGAAGAGUCUGGAGGAGACGCGCUCGAAUGGAUACCCGGCCGUGAAUGAUGUGAAGCUGUGCAAGAAGUGUAUGUUUACCAUCCGCCAGGAACGCAAGGGCACGAUGAAGGGUGCCUCGAACUUUUACGCUGCACCCACCAUGAUCAAGCAAUUUCCUCUUGUGUUGCAGGGAUCGCUGGCUGAUAACGCAUGUUUGCGACCUGGACCGAUGCGUGGCUUUUUCCCGGGUGGUCGCUAUGCAGCUGAUGAUGAGCUCGCUGGUAGCAAUGACGAGGACGACAUCAACGAAACGGACGAAGAAUACUCGCUUCGCAUUGAGCGAAUGCGACAGAUUCACAUGGCACGGGAGAAGAAGAAGAACCUCCGGCGUAGCAUUCUUCUGUACGACAAAGACGACUUGAAGAACGGAGAAGAGUCUCCACCCGCGAGGCCAAGCCACUUGUUCACUGGCAGCGACAGCACGUUCAAUUUCGAUGAUUUUCUGCUGCCGACGCCGAAGCGUGAAGAGAACGAUGGCAGUGUCAGGCUGAGCAUGCGUGGCCGGGUGAUGAGCUCCACCAACCAAAGCGAUGCAGUUCCAUCAUCGGUGUCUCGUCGGCCGUCCACUGCGGCUCGCCAGUCGGAGAGCAGCUAUAAACUUCGGUCUUUGUCGAUCCCGGACCAAUUGGAACAGGUCGAGCGAUCGAUUGCACAGCAAGAAGCGCUGAUCCGAUGCAUUGCAGAGCAGCGAAGUAAGAUGACUCGCUCGCCGGAGAAUGACACGGUUGCAAAGACAGCAGCAACGACGGUGGGCGAAGUCUCGUCAGAAGCUCGAUCUUCUUUGCAAUACCCCGGCUCGACACAAACUGCGCCUACACCGAGAUGCGGCGUUUUCAUUACUCCGCUCUCAUUGAGCUCUUCCUAG
Peronospora matthiolae is the source of this 2460-nucleotide messenger RNA. NCBI's taxonomy places the organism in Eukaryota, Oomycota, Peronosporomycetes, Peronosporales, Peronosporaceae. The record is from the annotation of a GenBank genome assembly.